Molecule: messenger RNA, 530 nt
Organism: Cicer arietinum (chickpea)
Lineage: Eukaryota; Viridiplantae; Streptophyta; Magnoliopsida; Fabales; Fabaceae
Product: non-specific lipid-transfer protein 3
Biological process (GO): lipid transport
Molecular function (GO): lipid binding
Source: RefSeq, a predicted model, not a curated record
CAAAAGAAUAUUUGUUUGUCAAAAUAUAUAACAUGGCUCACCUUGUAUCUUUUGUUACUCUUUUUCUCAUAAUAAUGUGUCCAAUUUCUUCAUCAAUAUCUUGUGAUCAUGUGUACUGGGAUUUUGUAACGUGUCUAAGGUACCUUGCAGGUUAUGAAUCUGACCCCACAACUAGGUGUUGCAAAACUGUAAAAGAACUCAAUAGGGAUGCAAAGCUACAUGCUGCAACUAUUUGUCAAUGUAUUGAGAAUUUGGCAAAUGGUAUAGAUAUCAAUUUUGAUAUCACUCGUAUUGAAGAUCUUCCAAACAAGUGUCAUGAAUCAAAAUCCUUCCCAAUUUCCAAUAGCAUGAAUUGCUCCAAGGCUCACUGAAUGGAGAAGACUUGUUUGGUGGAAAAUGAUUUUGAGCCAAACAUGGAAAUUAAUAACGUAAAUGCAUUUUAUUUUUGUACUUGUUAAAAAAAGUUCUAUAUUAUAUCACGCUAUUGUAAUUUAUCAAAGUUAUUGUAGUUAAAACAUUUUCCGUCUAAA